UCCAACGAGCUGGCGGGGGCGAAAGAUGGCGACGCCCGUCGGGUGGUCGCCGGGAGGGUCAGGAUCAGUGUGUCUCGCCUUCGAUCAACUGCGAGACGUGAUUGAGUCUCAGGAGGAACUGAUCCAGCAGCUGAGGAACGUGAUGGUUCUCCAGGACGAAAAUUUUGUCAGUAAAGAAGAGUUCCAGGCAGUGGAGAAAAAGCUGGUGGAAGAGAAAGCUGCCCAUGCCAAGACCAAGGUUCUCCUGGCCAAGGAAGAGGAGAAGUUGCAGUUUGCCCUCGGAGAGGUAGAGGUGCUGUCUAAACAGCUGGAGAAAGAGAAGCUGGCCUUUGAAAAGGCGCUCUCCAAUGUCAAGAGCAGAGCCCUGCAGGAGUCCAGCAAGAAGGACCAGCUCAUCACCAAGUGCAAUGAAAUUGAGUCUCACAUUAUAAAGCAAGAAGAUAUACUUAAUGGCAAAGAGAAUGAGAUUAAGGAGUUGCAGCAAGUUAUCAGCCAGCAGAAAGAGAUCUUCAGGAAUCACGUGUCUGACUUCCGGAUCCAGAAGGAGCAGGAGAACUACAUGGCCCAGGUGCUGGACCAGAAGCAUAAGAAAGCCUCGGGGACGCGUCAGACCCGCAGCCGCCAGCGUCCCAGGGAAAAAUAAAAUGGUCGUCUCCUUCCUGUCAUCUGGCUGUAAUGCCCAACCUCUGCCUUCUCUGCUGUGGUGGUCCCCAUCCUGACCCUUCCAAUCCCUGUGGGUACCUCCCUGAGGCCUCACAGUGGCCUGGACCCCAGGGAAGAGGUAGGGUGAAAGGCAAAAGACGCUCUCCUUCCUUCUUCCCUGCCUGCCUUUUGGACCACCACCUGUCAGGCCACUGCUGUGUUCAGAAUGGAUGCUCCUCGAGUCUCCAGCCCCUGCUACUCCCCUCCCUCCCUCCUUUGGGUAGUAGUGGGGGCCCAUGGGGGUGUGGGGUUGUAGCCUAGGGAAGGACUACUUGGUUGUCUAGUAGGCACUGUCCCUUCUUACUCUUGGUAUUAAAUUCCUUCCUACAUAAACAACCCUGGUUACCCCAGUGCCCUGGUAAAUUUAACUCUCUCAACUUGAA
Messenger RNA from Balaenoptera musculus (blue whale), 1085 nucleotides. It is a transcript of the gene SPATA24, whose product is annotated as spermatogenesis associated 24. The record is from RefSeq and is a predicted model, not a curated record. Gene Ontology annotation, cellular component: cytoplasm; nucleus. The coding region runs from base 26 to 643 and encodes 205 amino acids. NCBI's taxonomy places the organism in Eukaryota, Metazoa, Chordata, Mammalia, Artiodactyla, Balaenopteridae. Gene Ontology annotation, molecular function: DNA binding. The transcript has 6 exons.